AUGUCUGCUAAUUUUGGCAUUCAAGAUAAUGAACACAAUAAUUUGAUGAUGGAAAAGCUUGAUGAUAUGAGGGAAGAAAAGCGUCUUUCUGAUUUUACGAUCAAAGUUGGAGAUGAAGAGUUUCCAGUUCAUAAGAAUGUAAUGUCUGCUGGUUCAGAUUAUUUUGAUGCUAUGUUGUCGCAUGCUAAUUUGGAAAGUAACACAGGAAUAGUUGAUAUGAAGGAGGUUGAUGUCGAUUCUGUGAAAGUUUGCAUUGAUUACAUUUACACUGGAAAUGCUUCAAUUACUUUGGAGAAAUGUGAACAACUACUCCAUGUUGCAAAUAUCAUGCAAUUGUCAAGAUUUUGCGAGAAGAUCACAGAAUUUCUCAAAGCGAGUUUGGGACCAAAAUCAUUCUUCGUUAUUCGACAACUCGCUGUAAAGUUCAAUCUAAGGGGUUUAGAACAAUCAUGUGAUGAGUAUGCUGUUGGCCAUCUUGGAUCCAUAGCAAAAGAAGUAGAAUUCAAUCAGCUUGAUAAAAAUUAUAUUGAGUUUUUGCUGACUCAUGAUAUGUCAUCAUAUUCGGAAGAUUCAAAACUCAAGAGUCUGCUACAAUGGAUCAAAUUUGACGUAGAGACAUGA
Molecule: messenger RNA, 621 nt
Organism: Styela clava
Lineage: Eukaryota; Metazoa; Chordata; Ascidiacea; Stolidobranchia; Styelidae
Source: RefSeq, a predicted model, not a curated record